GUUUUUCAUGGAAAUAAAACUUGUUCUGAAUGUUUAGAACAUAAAAACAGAAAACGUGAAGAAAAAGCUGCUAUUAUUUUAUCUAAUGCAAAAGAAAAUGCGAUAGAUCUAGAAAACAUUACAUCUACAAUUUAUGAAGCUCUUGUUAAUAUGGAUAACAUCAAUGAAAAUUUAGAAAAUAAUUACCCUGUAAUUGAUUAUGAAGAAGUUGAAGAUCAUGUAAAUUUAGAUUCAAACACUAGCGAUGAAGAGGCUAUGAAUACCAAAACAACUGAGUCAAAGGCAACCCUAGAAAAGGUUGUAUAA
Cetraspora pellucida is the source of this 306-nucleotide messenger RNA. The record is from the annotation of a GenBank genome assembly. Lineage: Eukaryota; Fungi; Glomeromycota; Glomeromycetes; Diversisporales; Gigasporaceae.